This is a messenger RNA of Aureobasidium melanogenum CBS 110374, 2364 nucleotides long. RefSeq lists its product as uncharacterized. NCBI's taxonomy places the organism in Eukaryota, Fungi, Ascomycota, Dothideomycetes, Dothideales, Saccotheciaceae. Bases 1 to 2364 code for a protein of 787 amino acids. The transcript is spliced from 2 exons. The record is from RefSeq and is a predicted model, not a curated record.
AUGGCGACAGCAUUGAUGAAUGGGAUGCAUACAGCAGGCAUCUACUCGGACAUGACGGUCGAUGGUCCCGAGAUCGGCACCUUGGUGGCUAUUGUCGACCGUGCAAAGAACCUGCCCAAUGUUAAGCGCAUGGGCAAGCAGAAUCCAUACUGCGCCGCCAGGCUAGGCAAGGAAGCAAAAAAGACCGAGACGGAUAAACGAGGAGGCCAGACGCCCAGAUGGGACCAAGAGCUUCGCUUUACCGUUCACGAUUCGCCCGACUACCACAAUCUCAAAGUUUCCAUUUUUAAUGAUGACAAGAAGACGGAUUUGAUUGGAGAAGCAUACAUCAGUCUGCAAGAUGUCUGCAUACCGGGCGGAGGCAAGCGCGACGGAUGGCACGCUCUGAACUUCAAGGGCAAGUACGCAGGCGAGAUCAACCUGGAGUUGACAUACUACGAUACGCGACCCCAACCCGAAAACAAGAGGAGGGUGAGCGGCAUGAGUGCUGCUGACAAUGCACAACGCAAGGCCGCCAUCAAACGUCGUCCAUUGCCUGCCGAGCUGAACGGUCCCCCACCACCAGGCUCAAUUGUGCCAGACCAUGCAAGAGGUCCAAGGCAACUACCAGGACGACCAGCAGAAGAUUGGACCCCCCACGGCCUUCGUCCGCGUCCUCAACAUCAUGCCCAAUCUGCCCCUGCCAUUCCGGAUGCACACCACUACGACCCUGAUGAGCUUGACCUGGACUACCACCCUGGCUACCAUCAGCCCGUUAUGCCCGAACUGCCACAGCUUCCUCCCACUCGCAGACAUCGUGGCUCUGUGCCUUCUCAGCCCAGUGUGCCUCAUGACUAUUCAAGCCACGAACAUUACGGCCAUGGCCGUUCCCACAGUAUUCCAACUCUUCCCCAUUCUGCCUCGUCCCCUAGUGUCGUGCAGUCGGACCAGGGAUGGCAAGAGCCUCUGCCCCGCUGUCUACAACCUACUGUCGAGGACAUUGACGAGCUUGAUUACGACAGGCAACUGCCUCCGGUGCCUCCGUCACACACUCGCAGCCCCUCGCACGCUCGAAGUCCAUCACACACAAGAAACGCUCGUUCGACAUCACGAGGACCGCCACCGAGAAGCAUGUCUGUAGACGAUUAUGCCCCUCCUCCCGCACCAGGCUCAUACUACAGCUCCUCACCCAACUUCAGGGCUUCUUACUCGGGGUUUCCUCCACCGGCGCCCUCUUCGGUCGCGGCUUCAUCGCAUUAUCGUAGUCACUCACGCGCGGCUAGUCGCCAAAGCGUACCUGACGCAUACGCCAUGACUCCACCACGAGCACACCCCUUGGCCAACCAGAUUCGUCGAUCCAUGAGUCCGGCGCCUUCAGCAUACACCGAAGAUUAUGGACAACACAGACGAUACAGCAACGAGCCAAACCCAAUCAUGGCACGCCCUCCUUCCCGUAAUUCUCCCCUUCCUUCGCGCAAUGUCUCACCUCUGCCACCGCGCAACAACAUUGAUGCCAUUCGUCAUCCCGUCCGUACUUUUGCCAGCGGCAGUGCUUCUCCCUCGCCCACUCGCAAAGAGAUCCCACGUCCCUCGACAUCUAACGGCAACUUCUUUUCUCCCGAUGAUUUUGACUCUCUUAAUCCUAAUGCUUCCUCUAAUUCGCCCUUCGCCUCUGGUUCGAACCCGCACUCUCCUUAUCAUAUCCAGAACUCACCUGGCGGCGACGACGACGAGGGCGCACGUCCUCUGCCAGAUCCCAAUGCCAAAAUUGUCGGCUUCGACGGCAGAGUGAUCGACCCUAGCGACCAUUUGCCUGUACACAGCUGGGCACCCGAGCCGGAAAAGAAGACGCCUACCAAGAUUUAUGGCUCGAAUGGACAGGCACAUCCUAAUGGCCUAGCAGGUCCACGUGGGGCAGCCGGUAAUAGGACAUCUUUUGGUCGAGAUGUAGUCAUCAAUGUUCGCACGAGGGGUUCACCACCCAAGCGCCCCAUGUCUUCGGCCUCGCACCAUAGCCAUAUGACGGGCUCGCCGGGUCCGCUCUCUGAGAUUGACGUUCCUAACCCCUAUGCUGGACAUGCUGGUUACAGUUCGAAUUUCACUGAAGGGCGCCCUGGAGUCUACGAAGGCCAUCACUCUACAUAUUCAAACUCUCCAAACCCAAGUCAGGGGUCUCAUUACGGCGACAUGUUUGGCAAGUACACUGCGCCUGGUGGUGGAGACCAGUUUGGCUAUGAGAACCAGAUGGCCCAACAACAGGGUGCGGUGUAUGAGCAACAUGGCUACGGAGCUUCGGCAUUGAGCAAGGAAAUGGCCAAGAUUGACAUUGGAGGGUCAAGAAGGCCGAUCAGUAGGGGCACUGUGAGAAGAGGUGCUUGGCCUUGA